AUGCCGGUCUGCACUCUCCACCUCCUCGCUUUCAACCAACCAACCAAUCCACAAUCCUACAUCCAAGAAUUACAAAAAUCAACCAAAACCUGGAUAAAACCCCCCCUAGCAACAGAAAACUGGGAUCUCUUGCUCCUUCUCCAACCCAACAAAAACACCACAGACCCGAUCCCAACCCACCUCCGCACCGCCAUAAAAUCAGAAUACAAAAUCCCAACAGGGAUUCCCUCAAAACUCCUCGCCAACUACACAACCCGCAACAAAGCCUUGCAAGAAAAAUCUGCCUCAACCGCCCUAACAGGAUCAUUAGAAAAACACCUCUCCAACAGCAGCAAACCAAGCUCGCAAAAUCUCGAAAUCUCCCCAAGCCUCGUAUCCUUCAUGAACGAGUUAUCCGAGACGCACCCCGGCCCCGUGACGAUGCUCAAUCUGCUACAUUUUCAGCAGCCCACCGGUAAGCAGAGUUACUACCAGUACGGUCAGGCCUUCGUCCCUGUCGCGGGCAAACGCGGCGGAGACGCGAAGCUGGUUGGUAAUGUGGUGGUGACACCGCAGCUGCAGCCGCAGCAGCGCGAUAGCAAAAAUUCCAGCCCAGAGUCAAGUUGCCGCGGCGAUGGUGCGGCGGAGGGGUGGUGGGAUGAGAUCUCCCUCGUGCAUUAUCCUUCUAUUCGGCAUUUCUGCGAUAUGCUCGCUGGUGAUGAUUACCAGGCUAUUAAUGAGAAGUAUCGGCUUUCGGCACUUCGUGAUACCUUUCUCUUGUGUACCACCGAGUUGAACCUUGAGGGGGUGUCAGUAGGUGCAGAUUCGAAAUUGUGA
Penicillium manginii is the source of this 816-nucleotide messenger RNA. RefSeq lists its product as uncharacterized. The transcript is spliced from 3 exons. Bases 1 to 816 code for a protein of 271 amino acids. NCBI's taxonomy places the organism in Eukaryota, Fungi, Ascomycota, Eurotiomycetes, Eurotiales, Aspergillaceae. The record is from RefSeq and is a predicted model, not a curated record.